AAACAUUGCCUUCAUUAGAGUAUUAGAGCUCAACGGGAAAUGACUGAUCGCCAAAUUGAAGCGAAGCCGGCGGAUGUUGUACGAAUUUGCGUUAUAGAGUUGAGUGAGUGCGAUGAGGUGCUCAAGUUCCUCCGUAUACAUUUCUAUCCAGAUGAACCGUUGAAUGUUGGUAGCGCACAAAAACAUCCGGAUCCGGAAGAUGAGGAAUUCAAUAUAUCGCAAAUAACGCAUGGAAGCAGUUUAAUGGCAGUGCAACAGCAAAUAGUUAACGGUGUACUAAGAGAACGUAUAGUUGGCGUUUUGUUGUCCGGCCCCAAGUACAGUAAUGAAGCUAAGCAUUUAUUUAGUGAGGCCGUCCGUCACGGUUCCAGCAAUUGGGGCAUGAUCGUCAGGAUAUUGGCCCAAGCCGAGCGCGACUCUAAUGUCUUCGUGCGUUAUAAUGUUGAGAAAGCGUUGCAUAUUCACGUCGUGGCUGUCGAUGGGAGUUUACGUGGACGUGCGAUUGGCAUGAGACUUAUAGAGAAGUUGAAAGACUUGGGUCGUCAGCUUGGCUAUCCACUGGUGACUUUGGACUGCACGAGUUUUUAUUCGUCGAAGUUAACGGAACGCUUGGGUAUGGAUUGUGUGAAUGUCAUUAAGUAUGCAGAUUAUGUGGAUAAGGAGGGUAAGGUGGUGUAUAAACCGCCAUUGCCACAUGAAUAUCUGAAAACGUAUGCUGCGCGGCUAUAAUUAUUAAGAUCACUGUAACAUUACAUAUAUGCCGAUUUUAUGUUUAUUAAGUUCCAAAGUGUAAUUUAGUCGAUUUCCAUCAUUGAAUUAUAAAUAAAAGUAUGUGUUUGUAAGGUUU
Messenger RNA from Zeugodacus cucurbitae (melon fly), 847 nucleotides. Its product is annotated as arylalkylamine N-acetyltransferase-like 2. The record is from RefSeq and is a predicted model, not a curated record. The transcript has a single exon. Gene Ontology annotation, molecular function: N-acetyltransferase activity. The coding region runs from base 40 to 729 and encodes 229 amino acids. Lineage: Eukaryota; Metazoa; Arthropoda; Insecta; Diptera; Tephritidae.